Heterobilharzia americana is the source of this 821-nucleotide messenger RNA. The record is from the annotation of a GenBank genome assembly. Lineage: Eukaryota; Metazoa; Platyhelminthes; Trematoda; Strigeidida; Schistosomatidae.
UCUGAUAGUUUGCUUUCUUCAGACACAAAUAUUUGAAAAACUCUUCCAGUGACAUAUUCAUUAAGUUAAGGAUGGAAACAGCUAGUAUUACUACUAUUUUUAUAUAACUAUGCGGUUGAUUAAUUCAUUACUGACAACCUAUAUCGUUUAGUCACAAAUGAUAAACAGUAGUGUUAAUUUAUACUUGAAUCGCCGUAAUAAGACAAAAGACUGCAUCGACCUAUACGUCAGACUUAUAAUCACUUCAGGACUGUUUAGUCAAAGUACAGUUGUUUACUCUCAGCUUGGUGUUAUGUUAUAAAAUGUGAAGCAUGCAUUCUCAUAUCAUUUUUAUAAGCGUCAGUGAAAAUGAGAGGAAUAUUUACGUUGACUAUGCUGCUAAUUUUAAGCAUUCUGUGUUUGGAAACAGCUGAGGCUUCCCUUUUGACAAGUGUAGUAUGUUUACUGGCCGCCUGUGAAAGUAAAGAUUCCGACAGCUUACUAAGUUGCCUUCUAAAGCUUUUUAAGGAGGUUUUUUGUCAAUUUUCACAAGUUGCAAGACGUAUCUUGUCAAUAAAAAUCAGGGAUUUGACGAUGAAAUAUGCCACUCAGAAGUUGGGGUUAACAGCAAGUCCGAAGGCAGAAUAAGCAGACUGUGUUCUGUUCCAUCCCACAACAGUAGUACUUACUUUUGAGAUUAUUAAAAUGACGUUGAGUGAGAAAACUGUGUUCUAAUACUAUUAUUUUGAUGAUCAUUACUUAUGAAACGUAAAACAGGAAGAAGGACAAUACACCAAAAUGUUUAAAAAAGAUAUUUUUAAUCAAUAAAACUUUCGUUUUGC